CAGGUGGCCUGUGGCUCACGCCACAACCUGGCGGUCGACUUGCAAGGGGCCGUGUGGGCCUGGGGUUGGAAUGGGUACGGCCAGUGCGGGGUGGAGGCGCUUGCGGCGGGGAAUGCGACGGGCCGGGCGGCCGUCACCAGCCCCGUGCGGGUGCAAGGGGGGGCACUGGGCGGUGUUCCGUGUCGGAGUGUCAGCUGUGGCGGCCGACACAGCCUCGCGCUGGCUGCCGGCGGGCGGCUGUACGGCUGGGGCAGCAACUCCCGCGGGCAACUG
Molecule: messenger RNA, 273 nt
Organism: Volvox carteri f. nagariensis
Lineage: Eukaryota; Viridiplantae; Chlorophyta; Chlorophyceae; Chlamydomonadales; Volvocaceae
Exons: 2
Source: RefSeq, a predicted model, not a curated record